AGCUGACUGCAUUGCUUUGCGCUGUUUGCUCGCUGGUCUACAGAUGCAUCUCAUUUCAUUUCAGUUUCGUUUGCAAGUUCGGCGUACCCAGCCUCACGGUCGUUUCAGCCCGAACGUAAACAAAUGAUCUGUUAUAUUCAUUAUCGAAACCGGGGUACAUAUCGUCCCUAUUUAUCUCUAUCGCUCAGUAUAACCUCAUUAUUCAUGCCUAUUUUGAGUUAGUUUUAAGUAAUAUUAACUGAAACGCGUGCUAAUUGCCUAAAAUGAAGCUCGGAAUUUUAACUUAUGCGCUGGUACACGUUUUAAUUCUGUGUUUACUGCGUAAUGGAAACGGGAGUGCAAGUGAAGUGAAAAGACCGGCGGUUUUAAUUGGGAUUUUAGUUCGGAAUAAAGCGCACACGCUGCCGUAUUUCCUAACGCUUCUAGAGCGUCUGGAUUAUCCGAAACAGCGGAUAUCUUUAUGGAUAAAAAGUGAUGAUAAUGUAGAUAAUUCAAUAGAAAUCUUAAAGAAGUGGCUGAGUAGUGUUAAAAAUAAAUAUCAUAAUGUAAAAGUUAGUUUCGAGAAGAACGGAAAAAAAUCAGUGAACCAAGAUCAGAAAGGGAUUGGUUAUUGGACUGAUGAAAGAUUUAAUCACAUUAUUCAGUUAAGAGAGGAGAUUUUAAACUACGGACGACAAAUCUGGGCUGAUUAUUUAUUGAUGUUAGACGCAGAUGCUUUCCUAACUAAUCCCAACACGCUCGACUCCCUGCUGUCCAAAAACCUCCCUGUGGUUGCCCCACUUUUGAAAUCAGACGGUUUAUAUUCAAACUUCUGGCACGGCAUGACCGAGGACUUUUAUUACGAGCGCACGGAGGACUACAAACCAGUAUUGAAUCGUGAACGAAUCGGAUGCUUCGACGUGCCGAUGAUCCAUUCCGCCGUGCUGAUACAUCUAAACAGUCUGGCCUCUGACCAUUUGACCUAUAUGCCGGAAAAAGUGGAAAAUUAUACAGGGCCUAGUGAUGACAUCAUCACAUUUGCGAUAUCCGCCCGGACGCACAACAUCCCUUUACAUGUUUGUAACGAUCAAGUGUACGGAUUCAUAAUGGUGCCGUUAGAGGCCGAUGAUACUCUGCAACACGAUCUAAUGCAGCUCACAAAUCUGAAACUUGAGGUCCUGGUCGAGAGCGACCCGUUGCCGGUGAACCUCGAUGUCUUUGGUGACUUUGUCAGGCUGCCUGUGAAGUCAAAGCUGGGUUUUGAUGAAAUCUAUAUGAUUAACUUGGCUAGGAGGACGGAAAGACGGGAAAGGAUGUUGCAUUGUUUUGAUGAACUAGGGUUGGAUGUUCAGAUUGUUGAUGCUGUUGAUGGAAGGAAUCUCAGCGAGGCGCUGCUUGAGUCUAUAACGUUUCUGCCGGAGUACGCGGAUCCUUAUCAUAAGAGGCCAAUGACGCAUGGUGAGAUCGGCUGCUUCAUGAGCCAUUACAUAAUCUGGCAGAGGAUCGUCGAGGAAGGUCAUCAGAUAGCGCUGGUUAUGGAAGACGAUGUGAGAUUCGAGUCGUUUUUUACCAUCAAGGUUCGUCAACUAAUGGAUGAAUUAAAGACUAUUCCUGAUUGGGACCUGGUCUAUUUCGGUCGGAAGCGACUGCAAGAGAGCGACGAGCCGUGGGUGGUGAACGCCAAAUACCUAGUUGAAGUGGGCUAUUCCUAUUGGACCCUAGGCUAUGCGUUGACGGCGCGCGGGGCGCGAAAACUACUCGCCGCUCAACCGCUCGACAAGCUACUGCCCGUCGACGAAUAUCUUCCGAUCCUCUUCGAUAAGCAUCCGCAACACGCGUGGAAAAUUCAUUACCCGCAGCGAGAUUUGCGCGCACUCUCCGCCGCACCGCUCCUGCUCUAUCCCACCCACUAUACCGGCGAACAGGGCUAUAUAAGCGACACCGAGGACUCUCAAAUCAUUCACAACGACACUGAUAAUCAGCCCAACCACGCUGAUGAAGAUUCUCUAACGAAAGAAACACGAAUGGAACUUUGAUGAUGUUCUAUUUUUGGCACAAUUUUCUCUGGAAUGGAAAAACUUGAACUUGUGUGCCAUUAAGUGCCUUUUCACUAACAUGAAUCGCUGGAAUGUAGACGCUAAUUAAUUAGUUAAUGAUUCGCUUCACAAGGAAUGUAAUUGCCAUAUAAUUUUAAGGUUGAAUGGCUUGGAAUGGAGAUAUAAGCAUCAAAAGAUAAUUUCUCAUUAUAUUAUAAUGGUAACGAUAGUAAAACUUUGUUUAAUUUAAUAGUAAGAGUAAUUCUGCGAAUACGUGCCAUUUAUUUCAUAUUUUUAUACGUUUCUAUUAUGUGUUCCAACUAUAUAAGAGGCAUUAACCAAAUAUGUACUUUUGUAACGUACAAUAAAAUUGUUUUUUACUUC
Molecule: messenger RNA, 2399 nt
Organism: Dalotia coriaria
Lineage: Eukaryota; Metazoa; Arthropoda; Insecta; Coleoptera; Staphylinidae
Product: glycosyltransferase 25 family member-like
Exons: 7
Coding region: 264-2015 (583 amino acids)
Molecular function (GO): procollagen galactosyltransferase activity
Source: RefSeq, a predicted model, not a curated record